GCGGAACGUUUGCUCGUCAACUCCUCUGUCUCUCUGUCCGAGGCUCCUUCUUCUUCCGCCAGAAUAAGCUCUCAAAAAUUUUCCGAUUGAUUUCAUCUCAACCAUGACCGAGAGUGAAAUUCCAUCUCUGGUCUCCCUGUGCGUAGACGCAGUUAAAUCCGACCUGCUUCGCGGUGAUGAUGAUCUUCUUCCGAUUCUCCAUGAGCUUCCUCCGAACUUGCUUGAUCUUCUGGUUUCGCGGUUGCCGCCGUUCGCCUUGCAGAAGCUGCACCGAGCAAUGCCAUUUGAUGACCGAGAAGAUGAGUUUUCUGAUGAAUGCAUCGGAAAUGGUAGAAAGCGCGGGAGGUCUUCGAGGGCAGGGGAUUUCGACAAGGCGUGGAGAAAUUUGUUUAUAUUGCGGUGGCCGGAGAUUGGCCGUAGGAUUGAAGUCAUUGAACCGCCUGAGUGGCAGCAGAUUUACUGGGAAACACAUCUGCAAAAUUGUCUAGAUGAAGUAGCAGAGGUAGCUUCGCUGCCCUCGUUUGAUGGGUGCCUUGGUGAAGUCAAGAUUUCAGACUCUUUAUUGGAAUUGAUAGGUUGUGAGGGUGACAUGGCUACUUCAACUUCUGGUUAUUCUAAACUACGUCACCAUUGUGUACACUUUGGUUACUUAGCCCGAUGCCUGAGACUUCAAAAUAUUUUCUGCAAUGAAGAAAUUUGUCACUUAUUGAGGAACAGCAAAUUGCAGAGCUUGGAACUAAGGUGGAUAAGAUCCAAGGAGCAUAUUACUGGAGUAUGUAAGCUUCUCAACCAGAACAGUGAAAGUUUAAAAACGCUUGAAUUCAUUCACUGUACACUUUCUUCAGCUUCUAUCACCGAAAUUUGUAGUUCUCUAUCCCCAAAGAGCUUGCAAGCACAUGGAAUAAAGCACUUCUCAAUCAACACGACAAAGUUUCUUGAAACUAACCCAUCUUCUGUACCUGUCGAACUUGUGUCAUUUUUGUCUUCAGGAAGGUCCUUGUAUUCUUUGAAACUCUCCGACAACCACCUUGGCCAGAAAUUUGCAAAAGUGUUAUUUAGUACGCUUCUCAAUGCUUCGUCCAGUCUAUCCAUCCUUGACCUUUCAGAAAACAAUAUAUCAGGCUGGCUUUCUGAACUCUCUGCGCUAUCAAAAAGUAACACCCGAACACCUUUACGAGUUGGGAAGUCCUUGCAAUCAUUACGGGAGCUCAAUUUAAGGGGGAACAAUCUCAACAAAGAUGAUGCAGAUGACCUUAGAUAUGCUCUUGUUCAUUUGCCUAACUUGGAGGUCCUGGACAUGAGUGAUAAUCCUAUUGGGGAUGAUGGAAUCAGGAGUUUAAUUCCCUUUCUUAUGGAAGCUUCCGAAAAAUGCACUCGCUUUGUUGAUUUAAUGUUGGAGAACUGUGAGCUUUCCUGUCAUGGAGUGACUGAACUUAUAAAAACCCUUUCUAGCCUAAGCAGACCAUUGAAGUCUCUGUCUAUUGCAGAUAAUGACCUCGGCAGUCAAGUAGCAGGAGUUUUGGGAGAAUUUUUGUGUACGCCCAUUCAAGUACUCAAUGCUGGAGGUAUUGGAUUACGUUCAUCUGGUUUUCAGGUACUACAAGAAAAACUUACAAAAGAGUUGAAGCUAGUGGAGAUCGACAUAAGCAAAAACCGUGGAGGAAUUGAAACUGCGAAUUUUUUGUCAAAGCUCAUGUCAGAGGCUCCCAAACUUGCUAUAGUCAAUGCUGCAUAUAAUCUUAUGCCUGUAGAAUCGUUGACCGCCAUAUGCUCUGCCAUAAAAAAUGCAAAAGGUACUCUGCAGCGUAUGGACUUGAGCGGAAAUACUUGGGACUAUCAGCCGGUCUAUGAUUCUAUGCUUGCCGACAUCCAAUGUAAUGAAAGGCUCAUUUUGAUUCUUCCAUCACUUACUCCAGAUGCACCCUAUGAUGCUGACCCAUAGAGGGUUGGCUCAUGAUGCAAUUUCUUCAAAACCAUUUGUUAUGCAAACUGACCCGUGGGUGGCCACCUUCCCUGCUGUGGAACAAAGUAUGCAGAGAGGUCUACUCUUUCUGAUCCCUGUCCUGGUGUUUGUUACCAUAACUUCAAAGAGACACCUGUGGCUGUGGAUGCAAAAUCAUGGCCUUGUAGUCAUUGGCCUUACUGGGUAUCCGUAUUUACUUCAUCACCUAUGUGGCUAUUGAUUUGUAUCUGUUCUGGCUAAAAGAAAAUCGUUCGUUUAUUUAAGUCGUGUAGCCGAGUCAAGAGCCUGAGAUUGAAAUCAGUGUCUGAGAUGAUUAAUGAAAAAAACACUUUAGCAGUUUAGUACACUGAGAUCUCUACAAAAAUGGAACCAAGCUGAUUAGGAUUUGCCUCUUUUCUUGAUUCUCGCUUGUAAUUGACUUCUCAGUUCUCAUUACUUGCUCUUCAAAGUU
Molecule: messenger RNA, 2414 nt
Organism: Fragaria vesca subsp. vesca
Lineage: Eukaryota; Viridiplantae; Streptophyta; Magnoliopsida; Rosales; Rosaceae
Exons: 18
Coding region: 104-1942 (612 amino acids)
Molecular function (GO): protein binding
Source: RefSeq, a predicted model, not a curated record